This is a messenger RNA of Conger conger (European conger), 2434 nucleotides long. RefSeq names its product interferon-inducible GTPase 5-like. NCBI's taxonomy places the organism in Eukaryota, Metazoa, Chordata, Actinopteri, Anguilliformes, Congridae. The record is from RefSeq and is a predicted model, not a curated record. The transcript is spliced from 4 exons. Gene Ontology annotation, molecular function: GTPase activity; GTP binding. Gene Ontology annotation, cellular component: membrane. The coding region runs from base 241 to 1479 and encodes 412 amino acids.
CUAACGUUUCAUGAAUGAGACCCAUUAUGUUUUGAACCUUUAAAUCUAGGAUGAUCAUUGAACUGAAACUACCCCUAGUUUACAGUGAUGCCAGCUGAAGGGUGGCUGCUUCCACAUCCGUAUCUGACAAAGGACCCCUCCUCUGCGCCUGCGCCUUGCACCCUCGGCCAGGGUGGUGCGGCUCUGCUCCUGCGCCUUGCAUCUCGGCCAGGUGCUUCACUAAGGGGGUAGAGAGCAACGAUGGCAAGGCUUCAGACAAUCAGCGAGGGGGAGAUCCAGCAGAUGAGCAGUGUGCUGCAGUCACGAGUGGUGACGGAGGUGGUGGCACAGGUGCAAAGCAUGCUGGGACAACGGCAGUCCGCCACACUGGACAUCGCGGUCACGGGGGAGUCAGGCUCAGGGAAGUCCACCUUCAUCAACGCCUUCAGAGGCAUCGCUGAUGACGAUGAUGACCCCAGGGCGGCAAAGACCGGUGUGACAGAAACUACCCAGGAGAUCAUAGCAUACGACCACCCCACUGCGCCUACCGUCCGUUUGUGGGACUUGCCGGGCAUCGGGACGCCCACUUUCCAACCUCAGCGUUAUCUGGAGGACGUGGGGCUGACCAAGUACGACUUCUUCAUCAUCGUGGCGUCAGAGCGCUUCAGGGAGUGUCAUGUGACACUGGCCAGCUGCGUGGCGCAGGCAGGGAAGAAGUUCUACUUUGUGCGCAACAAGGUGGACAACGACCUGGAGGCCUCCGCCCGGAGGAGGGGGCAUAUGGGCUUGAGCGAAGAGGCCGUUUUGAGGGAGAUACGAGACAACUGUAAGGCUGGCUUGCAGAGGAUCGGGGCGGGGCAGCCCCAGGUCUUCCUGCUCUCCUGCUUCCAGCCGCAGCGCUUCGACUUCGCCCUGCUGCACGAGACCCUGGAGAGGGAGCUGGAGGGUCAUAAGAGGCACGUCUUCCUGCUGGCGCUGCCCAACCUCACCGCUGCCGUGCUGGAGAGGAAGCAGCAGGCGCUGGCCGGGAGCGUGUGGCAGACGGCGAUGGCGGCUUGUCUGAGUGCCGCGAUGCCAGGGGGCGCUGUUCACAGCAGCGUGCCCAUGCUUAUGAGCACCCUGCAGUCCUUCCAGCGUAGCUUCGGCUUGGACACCAACUCCCUGCUCCGGUUGGCCAACAUGACGGGAAAAUCCUCUCAGGAGCUCUACGGAGAGGUGCGCUCCACCUCCGGCAGGGAUCUCUCAAGGCAGACUGUGGAGGGCAUGCUGUCCCAGGUGGCAUUGGGCCAGCAGGUCCUGUCGGCUCUGCUGGAGAGUCGGAUCCCGGUGCUGGGCAACAUCAUCUCAGGGGGCGUCUCCUUCAUGGCCUCGUACAGCCUACUGAAGUCUGCCAUCAAGGACCUGCGUGAGGACGCCGAGAGAGUGAUGCACAGAGCUCUGGAUGGGGCAGACAACACCCGAGAGGACGUUCCGGAUCCAGGAUAUUUUUAUGCGGACUAAGGGAGCCAAAUGUGACCCCGGGGAUUUGGCUGGGUGAUGCUGGGAGGGGAACCCUACAGAGGACUAUGUAUUAAAACUGCAAAUGGGAUGCGGAUUGAAUUAGGCCUGGACAUUGUUGUACAGCAAUAAUCGAUCGUGAACACAGACAUUUUCCAGCGUCGACUUUGUUUUUGGUCAUCCGCCAUUUGAUGUCACUGAGGCAGUUAAAAAGUGUUUUCAAAGAGCCUUUGUUGUUUGGCUUCAGUGUUAUAUGCUGUACAUACAGUAGUAUAUGUAGUCCAACCACUUUCACUGGUCUUUUCUGACUCUGGCCCGUGGAACCAGUUCUGUCAGCAAAAGGUCAAAGCAAGAAUGUGGCUUUUGUAUCUGUUUCCUUUUGUGAUGUCAUUGUGGCUAGGGCUGUCAACUACUCGAGUAGGGAAAAAACUUUUCUUUUCUUUUUCAUGACUUUUUCUUUACAGACUACAAUUUACAUCAUACAAAAACAGAGACAAGGACACAACAACAUAGUCUCCAAAAGCCAGAGAAAAGAGGUGGGUCUUCAGAUGGGAUUUAAGUGUUGGAAUAGUGGAGGCAGUUCUGACAUGGAGUGACAGAGCGUUCUACUGCUUCGGGGCAGCCACUGAAAAGGCUAGAUCCCCUUUCAGUUUAAGCCACAAACGUGGAACUGGUAGUUGGGUAGAGGAUCUGAGCAAUCUGGAGUUGGAGUGUCAGAAAAGCCAGCAUUUAGCCAGUGGUCAUCCAGCAUUUGAUUUCUCUGAGGCAGUUAAAAGUUGUUUUUAAACAGCCUUUGUUGUUUGGCUUCAGUGUUAUAUACAGUACAUACAGUAGUACAUGAUCAAAUUACAUUGUAACCAGGGCAACAUGAAAGAAAUAUGCAGUCAGAGCUGUUGUUCAUGAAUCCAGCUUACACUAUUAAUUGUUCUAAAGUAUUAAAUCAUUGUUCACUGGUAAA